Messenger RNA from Ailuropoda melanoleuca (giant panda), 3467 nucleotides. RefSeq names its product TIMP metallopeptidase inhibitor 4 (gene TIMP4). The record is from RefSeq and is a predicted model, not a curated record. The coding region runs from base 73 to 813 and encodes 246 amino acids. Lineage: Eukaryota; Metazoa; Chordata; Mammalia; Carnivora; Ursidae. The transcript is spliced from 5 exons. Gene Ontology annotation, cellular component: extracellular matrix. Gene Ontology annotation, molecular function: protease binding; metalloendopeptidase inhibitor activity. Gene Ontology annotation, biological process: negative regulation of membrane protein ectodomain proteolysis; negative regulation of endopeptidase activity; response to hormone.
GAGCCCAUCCGGGCGGGAUUGGCCCUAGGUCCACCUCAAAAAGCCUGGGGCGAGGGGCGCGACGCGUUCUGGAUGAGCCCUGGAGGGCCGGUUUGGUCAGACAGUCCCCCGCAGGCUCAGUCGGGGCUUUGCAGUGUCAUGCCCCGGAGCCCCCGGACCGCGCCGAGCUGGGCGCUGUUGCUGCGGCUGCUGGCGCUGCUGCGGCCACCGGCAAUGGGUGAGGCGUGCAGCUGCGCCCCUGCGCACCCCCAGCAGCACGUCUGCCACUCGGCGCUUGUCAUACGGGCCAAAAUCUCCAGUGAGAAGGUAGUUCCUGCCAGUGCAGACCCUGCUGACACUCAAAAAAUGAUCCGGUAUGAAAUCAAACAGAUAAAGAUGUUUAAAGGGUUUGAGAAAGUCAAGGAUGUUCAGUAUAUCUAUACACCUUUUGAUUCUUCUCUCUGUGGUGUGAAACUAGAAGCUAACAGCCAGAAGCAAUAUCUCUUGACUGGUCAUGUCCUCAAUGAUGGAAAAGUCUUCAUCCAUCUGUGCGACUACAUCGAACCUUGGGAGAACCUGUCCUUUUUGCAGAGAGAAAGUCUGAAUCACCACUACCAUCUGAACUGUGGCUGCCAAAUUACCACCUGCUAUACAGUGCCCUGUACCAUCUCAGCUCCCAACGAGUGCCUCUGGACAGACUGGCUGUUGGAACGGAAGCUCUAUGGGUACCAGGCCCAGCAUUAUGUCUGCAUGAAGCAUGUUGAUGGCACCUGCAGCUGGUACCAGGGCCGCCUGCCCCUCAGGAAGGAGUUUGUUGACAUCAUCCAGCCCUAGUAGGGGCCAGUGAUCAUCAUAUUCCUUCAAGCAUCCUGAAGCCCAAGCCAGUUCUCCCUCCCUAUGGAGCUCUGGCUGUCACCACCUGCCUCAUCACUGCCAGCCAGCCAAUGGAAAGUACCAAGUGGAUGGUAUGGCUAGUGUUAGGAUAGGGAUGGGGCAUGUUACAGCUUGUGCCCAAAUGCCAGCCCAGCACCUGUCAAGGACCAGGGAAAGUAACAUGACGUUGCUAGCCAGCCUUCAGCCCAUCUCCCCUGCCUCCCAAACCCUUUUAGUCUAGCUAAAAUCUGUUACUGAAAGUUUUGAUUUUGGCUUAGUUUGCUUUUUUAAAGCCAGAACUAUUCCCUUUUCUACUCAGGAGAGUGUUUUCUCUCACCUUAACUGAUCUGAUAGGGGAGAAAUGGUGAUUAUUAUACAUAUGAGAUAAUGUUGCCUUCUGAUGUACAAUACCAGAAGGUGGGGUUCACAGAAUCAGAAACAAGCUGAUUUGGAAGAAUGAAAAAGAACAACCCACUGUGGCUGUAUGUCCUCUACUCAUGUCCCAACUCAUCCUAAUCCUCUCAUAUACUUUCAUCUGUUUGGAGAAACACUUGGGGUAAUAUAGAAUCACUCAGUGUGAGACCUGCAAUGGCUAAACCUCCUCCCACAUGCUAUAAUCCCCUCUCUAUCAUUCCUGGCAGAGGAUCUGGCCCAGUUAACAUACCUCUUUGGACAAGAAUAGACUUAGGUAUUGUCUCUCCAGGUUAAUUGUCCUUAAUGCCCUCAACUGAUAUCCAUAAAGUUUAUCCUCUCUUUCUUUCAGAAAGUCCUUCUCUACUGCAUUACUAAUGUCUUUAUUCCUAGUUCAGCAUUUUUUUAAGCCAAAAAAAGCCUUUCUCUUGUAGAGACGAAAUUCCCCUUCAGCUUUUAACCCCUCAGAGAGAUCUUAGGAGGUCCUCUCUUGAGGGCAAAUUUCAGGACAGAGGACAGGAGAGAAAUAACACAAGGACACUUGGGGGAAAAGAUGGUAGAUGGGGAACAUAUUUGCAACUGUUUCAACUGUUCUCAAUGGUCAGCCUUGCUAGACUUUAUGGCAGGAAAAAAGCCAGCUUUGUUCCCUGUCUGCCCUAAAGUUCAGUCCCCUCAUCACUGUGUAUUAGACUUCCUGAGAACUCCAAGCAUGGACCCCUUAGGGUUCCUUAGAUUCUGCAAGGCUUCCUGGCUUGCCCUAAAAGAGAAAGCCCUUAAUGUUCAUCUCAAGGAUUUAUGAAGGAUGAGGGCUUAAAGUUCCAGAGCCUCUCCACGGCAAAGAUGAAGCAGGUAGUUCUUUUCAAGGCCCAAGGUUACUACUCAUCUUUUAUGUGUGGUUUGCUAAUAAGCAGGGCCAUGCCCAAUAUGCCAAAUGAAGGUUCUUGACUCACAGAAAUGGUUCAAAUGGAGAUCCCUUUUAGAGUAGGGAGGGGGAGGGGGAACAAACAUGAUCUAUGUCCCAUAGUACAACACUGGAAUGCUAUGGCAGAAAGUCUCCAUUGGUGGGUUAAGCAGGAUCACUAUGCAGGCCUGGGGCAGAGGAUGUAGGGACAGAAUAAGAAGGAAGUUGAGCUAGAGGUUGUCAUAAAGGAAGAACAUUAGCUAUAGCCUCUGCACCAACCAACCAUGCCAUUUCUCUGCUCCUUCUGACAUCCUAGCAUGGCCUUAGAGAAGGCAUAGUGUUAACCCAUUCUUACUGCAAUCUUGAGGAAGCCAAAGGAAUGGAAGGGGCUGCUGAAUAAUUAUAGGAACAACACCUUACAUCUGAGGAGUGCUUCACACUUUUCCAAAAGGCUGUUACUUAAUCUCACUUACAUUUUAUAAGUACCAUAUUAGAUAUCCUGGUUAGGAAUAAUUAUGCCCAUUUAACUUUCCUAUUGAGAAACUCACACACAGGGAAUCUAACUAGUCUAGUGACAUGUGGCAGGCCAGGGCUAGAACCCAAAACAGUAGGAACUUCUGAUUGUUGAUCCAUAGGUUACUUUCUCAACUUGAUAAAAUGCCCUUGUUUCUGCUCUUCCCUAUAUGGUCUCCAGACUUUGGAGACCAGGGAUUAUCAAUUAAAAUUCACCUGCUCUAGCCGCACAAAUCAGGUCCACAGUUCAAUCCCAACAGUCUCUGGGGUUGAAAUGCUGAGGCCCUCUUUAGGGCCCCAUAAUCACCAUGUGGCUCAGAAUAGAAACGGCAGAGGAACUAAAGUCCCCACUCAAUCACCUACCAUCUCUUUAUGGUUGGGGUAGUAUGUCUGCUCAAUUAGUGGGAACUUUUCUCCUCCCAAUGUCUUGUAGAUGGCCACCAGCUGGGCAAACUGCAAAAGAGAAGCAAACGUUUCAGCUUAUCUCGACACUGCAACAGACAGACAAACAUCAGUCUAUCAAACAAAUAUGUAUUGAGUAUUUGCUCUGUUGGGGACUUAGUACAAAACACCGAGGAUAUAAAAGAGGUGUACAAUUCUUAUUUUUAAAGAACAUAUGCGUUAACUGGGGAAGGGAGAGAGAAUGCACUAACAUUCUUCAGUACUUAUACAAUUUUAAUGAUAUUUCAUUCAUUCCCCAUAUCAAAUUGAUGAACUAGGCAUUUUAUCAUCUUUAUUUUACAUAUGAAGCCCAGAGACAGUAGAAAAGUUGCCUGAAGUCACAGAGCUG